GAGAGAGAGAGAGGGAGUCACAUCAUAUUUCAAACAAUAUUUUAUCAUAUCUAAGUCUAGUCAAUACCUCUUUUUCCGCUGUGGCCGCUGUCUCAAGCCAUCCAGUGGUCAGCUUCUAAGCCGAUCUGAUCCGCCCAAUGGGGAGAACCGCAGGGGCUUUCUUUGCGAACCUGCUGGGCAUGGGCGAAUCCCCCCAGACGCUGUCCGAAGAUGACUUUGUGAAGUGGUACAGCACCCUGAGGCCACCACAGCCGACGAUUGUUGGAGAAGCUUUGCCACCAGGUGUGCCCACCAUGGCCAGCCGAUAUGGCGUGUUUGGCAGUAAGGCACUGAUGACCGGAGUGCCAGGCGAUGAAAAUCAUAGCCCAAAUGCUUGUGUUGAAGCAGAGUCCAGGCCUGCAGCCCCUUGUGAGGCGACGGGCGAGUGCGAAGAGUUGUCAGAGCUUGCGAGCAAGUUCGAACAUGGCUCAAACAUUGCCAGAGCUCUAGCGGUUAAUGCCUUGAAUGCACUGCAAGUUGCACAAGUACUUCUGAGACGAGUUGACAAGGCGGCGACCAACCUCGCGCAUAUGCCAAAGUUAAGUCACCAGAGCCCAAGCGAACCCAAUGGCCCCGGUGGAUAUCCAUGGUCGGACGAGGACCAGAUCAUACUGAGGAUUCGUGGACCUAUUCUGCAUGAGAAUCCAACCUGGGAAACCGACAUUGAUGAGGAUUUUCUGACCCGUAAGAUGGCGCAAUGGGACUAUGAGCAUCGGGUGGUUGAGUAUUUGCAGCGUGUGGAUGGCAAUCGGCCUCUACAAUUGAUUGAGAAUCUAGGGCGAAUGCCCAUCAUUGAGCCGAUGCCUAAACCAACGCCAGCUCAAGAAUAUACUACGGCACUGAACCCAACCAUGCCGAGUCCACUUGCAACACUUAAUGUGCCAUCAGGUGCUAUUCUUAGCUCCAUCUAUUUUCAGAUCAGCAAUCUAUCCUCGAAAGAUAGGCAGCAAGGCUACAGAGACUUCUUGCUUUAGCCCAUGCCUUGUGCCAAAUAUUCUCACAGCCAAAGA
Molecule: messenger RNA, 1049 nt
Organism: Durusdinium trenchii
Lineage: Eukaryota; Dinophyceae; Suessiales; Symbiodiniaceae
Source: the annotation of a GenBank genome assembly